Messenger RNA from Menidia menidia (Atlantic silverside), 678 nucleotides. Lineage: Eukaryota; Metazoa; Chordata; Actinopteri; Atheriniformes; Atherinopsidae. The record is from the annotation of a GenBank genome assembly.
AUGCCUAAGGUCGUGUCUAGGAGCGUGGUGUGCUCGGACACCAGGGACAGAGAGGAGUACGACGACGGAGAGAAGCCUCUUCAUGUCUACUACUGCCUGUGCGGCCAGAUGGUUUUGGUUCUGGACUGUCAGCUGGAAAAGCUGCCCAUGAGGCCCCGGGACCGAGCCAGAGUGAUUGAUGCGGCCAAACACGCUCACAAGUUCUGCAACGUGGAGGCGGACGAGAACACGUACAUCAAGAGGCCGGAUGGCAUCGAAAGGCAGUACCGCAAGAAGUGCGGGAAGUGCGGCCUGCUGCUGUUCUACCAGCACCAGGACAAAAACAGCCCGGGCACCUUCAUUGUGGACGAAGCCGUCGUGAAGUUCGGCCAGGGCUUUGGCAACACCAGCGUCUACAGCCAGAAGCAGCCAGAGGCUCCCAAAAAGGUUCGCGUGAUGAUGACCAAGAGGACCAAAGACAUGGGCAAGUUCAGCUCCGUCACCGUGUCCACCAUCGACGAGGAGGAGGAGGAGAUCGAGGCCAGAGAGGUGGCGGACUCGUACGCCCAGAAUGCAAAGGUGAUUGAGAAGCAGCUGGAGAGGAAGGGCAUGAGCAAGAGGAGGCUGCAGGAGCUGGCCGAGCUGGAGGCCAAAAAGGCAAAAAUGAAGGGAACCCUUAUCGAUAACCAGUUCAAAUAG